Molecule: messenger RNA, 699 nt
Organism: Eupeodes corollae
Lineage: Eukaryota; Metazoa; Arthropoda; Insecta; Diptera; Syrphidae
Product: mitochondrial import inner membrane translocase subunit Tim29
Exons: 1
Coding region: 62-652 (196 amino acids)
Biological process (GO): protein insertion into mitochondrial inner membrane
Cellular component (GO): TIM22 mitochondrial import inner membrane insertion complex
Source: RefSeq, a predicted model, not a curated record
CAUAAUUUGACACUUAACCUAAAGUUUUUUUUUCAAUCGUCAAGUACAAAUUAAUCCAAAAAUGUUGCGAACUAAAUUUCCUAUUAAAAGAUUAACAAAAUUCUAUUCUUCAACGUCAACCACAGUGGCUGAAACCCCUAAAGUACCAGAAGAAGUUAAGACAACAAUUCUUCAACGAUGGAAAAUCUACUGGAAGUCCCUUGUCAAUGAUUACUACGAGGCUGGCAAAGGUGCCCUGCAAACUGCCAAGGAAAAACCUUUGCGGACAUCGAUUCUAUCUACGAUAGGGGUGGCAGCCUAUCUCUCAGCCAAAAACAAUCCAGAUGAAGUGGCAUUGCUAACUGAAAUCAGAAACAAAAACGGAGAAUUACUCAUGGUUCACGAGUCCUGUCAGCGUUCCUCCUCAACUGAGCAUUUGAAGCUUUUGGAGCGUUCCAUAAAUCAAAAAACUCUUCGGGUAACGAACCUAGGUGUUAUGACCAUAGUGUGGCUACAUGAUUUCAGCAGUGACUUGUGCACGUACAAGGCUAUUUGCAAAUGGCUUCAACCACAGUACAGUACGUUCCACGAGCGAAUUAUUGAUGUGGGUUUCUGGAAUCGAUGGUGGAAUCUGGAGAAAAAGAUGACUGAUUACGACAUUGUGGAGGCCUAAUUGUAGGAAUAUCUCAUAUGUAAAAAAUACAAAAAAUUCGUUCGUUA